AUGAUUCCUUCCCUGACUGCCUUGGCUCUCCGCCUUCUGGUCACUGUGGCUUUGGGCCAGACAUUCCAAUUUCAAGAACAUGUCUUUCUCCAAUUUCUGGGCUUAGACAAAGUGCCUUCACCCCAGAAGUUCCAACCUGUGCCUUCUAUUUUGAAGAAAAUUUUCUGGGAUCGAGAGGCAGCGGCAACCAGUGGGGACUCCCAAGAUUUAUGCUACAUAAAGGAUCUUGGUACCCGUGGGAACAUACUGAGACUUCUCCUGGAUCAAGGUCUCUUUCUUUACUCCGAGAAACUUGCUCAAGCCUCCUGCCUACAGAAGCGGCUCUACUUUAACCUGUCCGCCAUUCACGAUAAGGAGCAGUUAACAAUGGCCCAGCUCAGCCUGGAUUUGGGGCCCAACACUCACUAUAAGCAGGGACCAGAACUGGAGUUGGCUCUGUCCCUGGUUCAGGAGCCUCACGUGUGGAGCCAGUCCACCCCCAAACCAGGUCCCCAAAUCUGUCCUCCUGAUGAGGAGAACAAAGACAAGAGAAAUGUAGCCAAAAUUAAAUCUCCUUACAGCUUGCAGCCCACUGACCUGAGACAUGCAGAGCGUGACCUUCCUCAAGGAGCUCGUGGUUGCCUAAAGCCUUGA
Zalophus californianus (California sea lion) is the source of this 633-nucleotide messenger RNA. RefSeq names its product growth differentiation factor 3 (gene GDF3). The coding region runs from base 1 to 633 and encodes 210 amino acids. Lineage: Eukaryota; Metazoa; Chordata; Mammalia; Carnivora; Otariidae. The record is from RefSeq and is a predicted model, not a curated record. The transcript is spliced from 3 exons.